GGAAAUUCUUCUUAGCUUGCGAUUCAAGGAAAGGACAGCUAUUUUGGACAAUGCAUACUAAUCCUUGCCGCUUAUCUAGUACGGCUUAAUACCAUCAUUCUCCUUUCAUAUCAUACCACUACUACUACUACAAAUUGCCCUCUAGUCAGUGACGCUCAAACAGCCUACCUCAUCCCACCUGUGACGUCUCCGCCAUGUUCUCCGUAAUCGUUCCAGGCAGACCAUGCCUGACAGAAAGUGUCGCGGUUGACGCUCAACCAAAUGGACAAGCCACCAAAUUCGCAUUCACCUUUCCCUCUCAUCCUACCUUUUCGGACAUUGCCGUCUUUUUCCUACCAGGCACCGUCCUCCCUCAAGACACUGCGGCCGCGCUCUACAUCCAGCUCCCCGACCCCAAUUCCCCGACUGGCGGCGGGGAGUUCCGCUUCAUAGGCGCAUUGGCAAACGAAAACCCAUCCAACAUUUUCAAGGUCCGAUCGAGUGAAUCCUCGUCAGGCCCUCGGCGCACAGAAGCUGAUGAAGAAGAUGAAAUGCUGGACGAAGGCACAAGCAAUGUUACGGGGGGAUCAGUGCCCAAUGGGAUGGUGACUUUGGGUAUCUCAAUUGAGCCUUUACAAACCGUUGCGCCGCAACUUGCUGCAUUGGAGGCUGAGAAGCCCAGAGGUGAGACGACGACGGACCUUGUGCGCCAGGCGCCAGAACAACGACAGGAGAAGGAGGUUACCACCAAGGUUCUUGCGCAGCGGAUUAUCGGGAAUGCGUUCAAUUUCCUUGCUAGCUUUGGGGAUGAUACUGUUCCGCUGAAGAGCUUUCGGGACUGGUGGACGAAGUUUGAGCGGCGGGUCGCGAUGGAUCCUACUUUCUUAGAACGGGAGGAUCCGAAUGCGACAGGUUAAUGAUGCUGUUUGGUGCGCAAUUUUGGAGCCGAGGGUUAUUCUGGAGACAGGUGGUCGUUCAUGUUGCCAUUGUAUACGGCAUUGGAGUUAUGGAUCUCACUUGCUAUGUUCUUCCAUAUAUAUCAUGGUAUUGUACUUUAUCAAAAGCGGGCAUAUAUUACUACAAUUAAAAGCUUCAGGGGACUUAUUCUUUAUUAAGUGUAUAUUCUG
This is a messenger RNA of Aspergillus wentii DTO 134E9, 1106 nucleotides long. RefSeq names its product OPI10 family protein. The transcript has a single exon. Gene Ontology annotation, cellular component: cytosol; nucleus. Gene Ontology annotation, biological process: protein import into nucleus. NCBI's taxonomy places the organism in Eukaryota, Fungi, Ascomycota, Eurotiomycetes, Eurotiales, Aspergillaceae. The coding region runs from base 195 to 896 and encodes 233 amino acids. Gene Ontology annotation, molecular function: nuclear import signal receptor activity. The record is from RefSeq and is a predicted model, not a curated record.